UCAAACAAAUACACAUUUUCCGCCCAGCAGAGACACGGUCACUCUUCACCUGAAAUCAUAUGAUCGAUUUGCAGUGAAAAUUUUCAGACGUCGGGCAGAAGGCAAAGCACGGUCGUACGUGGAUUUCUUCGGAACAUUGAUUUUCUUUUGGUUUUGUGCGAGUGAAAAAAAUCCGUCAAGAUGGCAUUGAGCGAUGCUGAUGUACAGAAACAGAUCAAACACAUGAUGGCGUUCAUUGAGCAGGAGGCCAAUGAAAAAGCCGAGGAGAUCGACGCCAAGGCCGAGGAGGAGUUCAACAUCGAGAAAGGCCGCCUCGUCCAGCAGCAGCGUCUCAAGAUCAUGGAGUACUACGAGAAGAAGGAGAAGCAGGUGGAACUCCAGAAGAAAAUCCAGUCGUCCAACAUGCUCAACCAGGCUCGCCUGAAGGUCCUGAAAGUGCGUGAGGACCAUGUGAGCAGUGUGCUGGAGGAUGCCCGUAAGCGUCUCGGCGAGGUCACAAAGAACCAGUCCGAAUACAAGACUGUGCUGACCAAGCUCAUCGUCCAGGGCCUGUUCCAGGUAAUGGAGCCCAAAGUGAUCCUGCGCUGCCGCGAGGUCGAUGUCCCGCUGGUGCGCGAUGUCCUGCCCGCUGCCGUGGACCAGUACAAGAAGAGCAUGAACCAAAACGUUGAUUUGGUCAUCGAUGAGAAAGACUUCCUCUCUGCUGACACUUGCGGUGGUGUUGAAUUGCUGGCCCUGAACGGACGCAUCAAGGUGCCCAACACUCUGGAAUCCAGGUUAGAGCUGAUUUCCCAGCAGCUGGUGCCCGAGAUUCGUAACGCCCUGUUCGGCCGCAACGUCAAUCGUAAAUUCACCGACUAAAUUCUUAAGUGCAAAAAAAAAAAACAAAAGUAGAAAAAUGAGAUCCAGCAUCAAACAUCCAUUCAGCUGGGAAAACAGUUCAAGUUAAUUACAACAGCUCCUCCAACCCACUUAAUAAUGAACCCCAAAAACAAAGUAAAACUCAUCCUUUGGCAUUUCGGGAAACAGAAAAUAGGGAUUAUAUUCGUUUUUAAAAUACUUUUGCCGUUGUCUUUGUAUAGUGAAACUGAAAGAAUACCUAUGCGAGUAUGCCAAUACUUACUAUAUAGUUUAGAGGACAUGAUCCUAGGAGCAUAAAAAAGAAACAAUUAAUCGAGUUUGUUAAAGUUUGUUCGUUUUACAUGCGUGCAUAUUUGCGCUGAACUGCAGGUGCAGUUCCAGGCAUAUGCUUUUUUUGUUGUAUACAUACACUUACAAUUUUUGCAUACAUUCCUGUCCAAGUUUAAUAUUUUUUUGUAUUUUAACUUUUGCACCCUCCCUCCCCAUUUACGUUGGUUUUUUUGUAAAUUAUUUUCCGUCUCCCUGUAGUCGUUGUUGAAUUCUUUUAAAUAUCUGUGUCGUUUAUGUUUGUAAUUAUUGGGUGUGCAGCUUUAGAGUAGGAGAAGAGGGGCAGCAGGUGCCGCUGACAGUCUGUGCUGGCGAACCAUCAGCAUUAUUGUCCUUGGGAUCACCGAAAUGAACGCAUGUAUUUUAUUUCGCUGCCUCGAGGACAAUGGGGAGCCUGUGCAGUUGUCACCGGCACAUACACACACGUCUGUUGUUAAAAAAGAAUACACAGUUUGGGGGAAAGCACGCAACAUUUAAUCGCAUCUUAUAUCAUGACAUCGAAGUAUUGCCAAGCAGCCCAAGUAGCUGAAUUUGUUGAUCUAAAUAGUUCAACUUCCACAUCAUAAAAAUCUUAUAAAAACUUAUAUAAAAAAAAUAUACUUAUACAAAAAAAUGAAAAAAAGGAAAUUAGAAUGAAACAAUUUAUGAAGCUGUUCCCCUCUUGAAUGCUGCACCCAGAGAUCAUAUCAUCAGAAUUCAAACAAAACCAAUAAUUCAUAAAGAACUACAACUAAUUUGAACCUUGUAUUUGAAUGUUCGCCAAUGUUCAUAGUGUAUUCUUCAAGCUCAUUUUCUAACCAAGUUACCAAGUAAAUUGUUCAAAUAUGAAUAACUAAUAAUUACAAGUUUAGCAAACAAAUACAAAAAUAGCAUAUGCGUUAUUAUAUAACAUCGAGUACUAUAUACAUUACAUGAAAUACGAAAUGCAAGAAAAAUUACUUUUAAACAAAAUUUAUGUUGAAUAAAAACAGUAUUUCCAAAAACUAAA
Messenger RNA from Drosophila ananassae, 2176 nucleotides. It is a transcript of the gene Vha26, whose product is annotated as V-type proton ATPase subunit E. Gene Ontology annotation, molecular function: proton-transporting ATPase activity, rotational mechanism. The record is from RefSeq and is a predicted model, not a curated record. The coding region runs from base 181 to 861 and encodes 226 amino acids. Gene Ontology annotation, biological process: proton transmembrane transport. NCBI's taxonomy places the organism in Eukaryota, Metazoa, Arthropoda, Insecta, Diptera, Drosophilidae. The transcript has 5 exons. Gene Ontology annotation, cellular component: proton-transporting two-sector ATPase complex, catalytic domain.